Molecule: messenger RNA, 2648 nt
Organism: Chlamydomonas reinhardtii
Lineage: Eukaryota; Viridiplantae; Chlorophyta; Chlorophyceae; Chlamydomonadales; Chlamydomonadaceae
Exons: 9
Coding region: 263-2428 (721 amino acids)
Biological process (GO): Golgi vesicle transport
Cellular component (GO): Golgi apparatus
Molecular function (GO): small GTPase binding
Source: RefSeq, a predicted model, not a curated record
CUCGUAUAAUCAUGGAUAAUGAUGCAAUAAAGUUUCCACGCAUCCACACUGCUGCUUGUUGCAACUCGCAAGCUUUUGUAGUCUGGAAUAGGACCGUGCCCUCCAAACGAGCCGGUUGAGCUUGCACAUAUCAUAUCGAUUCCAAUGAAGAUGCUAUCAAACCCGUGGGGCGUUGUGGGCUCACGUUAGGGACUGGAAGGAGAGUGCGCUAGCUCGGGGGGAGCGACGUCAACUUGGUUUACGCGCUCUCGCCAGCUCUCAGAUGGAGCAUUUUAUGGAUGUUGCGAGCUCGGGGCCGUCAGAGGAGUCUAUCCUUGAGCAGACGUAUCGCCUCGAGGCGUACUUGAAAGGCCAAGGCUAUGUGGGCAGCGAGGUUCUUAAUGUGCUCAGCCCCUCCACCAGCCAGGCACAGUUUGUCAUCGACCUGCUGUUCCAGAUGGCACAGCAGCAAUCCAAUGACCGCGGCGCCCGGGAGGAGCUGCGCGACCAGGCAAACAAGGAGCGCGUGGCGGCCAACGUGGCGCAGAAGAAGCUGGAGAGCCAGGAGGAGGCCAUUCGGAAGCUGCAGGCUAAGAACCAGGAAUACGAGGGCAAGCUGCUGGCCCAGAAGCACAGCUACGAGGAGAAGCUAUCCACCUUAAAGCGCGACCUCAAAUCCACGCAGCUGCGCCUGAACGCGCUGUUACCCGGUGGCAGCAAGGAGGUGACGGUGCGGCGGGGAGGCUCUACCAGUGGCAACAGCGGCGGCGGCGCGGCGGCCGGCGCCGUGGGCCCCGGCGGCGCGCGCCGCGUGGUGGCGCCCACCUACGACCGCUUUCAUGAUGACCCUUCUGACAUGAUGCAGCGACUGGAGGCUGAUAUGUCACGGCUGCGGCUAGCCAACGACAAGCUGAAGCGGGAGCUGGCAGCGGCGCGUGAGCAGGCGGCGGCCGCGGCACGGCGGGAGGAUCAGGCGGCCGUGUCGCCGCGGGAGGGCACCUCGUUUCAGUCGCAAUCCCAAUCACAGUCAGCGGGCGCCGGGAGCCGCAGCCCGACCUCGCCGGACCCAGAGGUGGCUCGCCUGCAGCGCCGGGACAGGGAGAUGGAGCUGACGCUGGACCACCUGCGGCGGCAGCUGGACAAGGCUGUGGAGGAGCGGUCAGAGCUGCACAAGACGCUGCAUUCCCUGAGGCAGAAGAACAUAAGCCUGGACCAGGAGCGUCGGAACUUCGAGGACCGCUUCCUGCGGGCGCAGCGGGCGCACGCGGCGCUGCAGCCCGGCCCCAGCAGCACAGAGUUGCAGCAGCAGUUGGAAGGGCUGCGGGCGCAGGUUGCGGGCGCGCAGCGGGAGGCGCAGGAGGCCAACGCUAGGGCUGUCAGCCUGGAGGGGCGCCUGGUGGAGGCGGAGGCGGCGCAGCAGAGCAACAAGCGCUACGUGGAGGUGCUCAAGCGCUCCAUACAGCUGUCCAAGGGCCCCGACACGCUGGAGGCGGUGCAGCGCGUGGUUGAGGAGGUCAUGGCGCCCGCGCACGAGCAGCUGCAGCAGCGUACAGCCGAGCUCGCGACGGCGCGGGCGGAGCUGGCGGAGGCGCGGCGCCAGGCGGAGGCGGCUGCAGCCGGCGCGGCCUCCACGCUGCGCAGCGUCGACUCUGCCGCGUCGGCGUCGGCCUCAUGUGCCGGAUGCGGUGGUGCUGGCGGCGGACUGGCGGCAGCUACGGCGGCGGGUGCUGUGGCGCCCGACAGCGCACUGCCGCUGUCGCCCGCAGGACUACAGCCUAUCUCGCCUGCCGCGCGCUUCGACGGCUUCGCGCCAGGGCCGCUGCCCAACUCGGGCAGCCCGCCGCUGCUGCAGCCUCCGCCGGCGCACGCGUUCUACAACCGGGCCUUCGCUGCCACCAUGCCGUCGCCGCACUCGGAACGCAUGCUGCCGUCAUGCCCGGAGCAGGGCCCUGCCUGCCUGGAUGCGGAGUGCAGCACCGAGGACUUGGCGGCGCCGGGCGCUGGCGGCGCCAGCCCCUCAACCUCGCAGCCGGCGUUCGGCGGCGGCCGCAUGCGCUCCUCGCCGCACCUGCAGUACGGGGGCAUGGCCGCCUCGCACGGCGGCGCGUUCGGCGGUGGGUUCGGGGCAGCGGCCGGCGGGUUCGGACAGCAACACAGCGCGACGCCAAACACCGGCGAGCUUGCCCCGUUCACGAGCGAGGCGGGCGGCUUCGCCGCGGGUCCCAGCCCGGCACACUGGCGCCGCAGCUUGUCGGCCGGGCCGGUCCGUAACUUGUCCACGGAGCGCCAGCGCCGCACCUGGCAGGUGGAGCACACGGCACAGGCUAAGCGUUGGCCUAGCCCAGCCGAUAUCCUGCUGCAUCAGGCACGAAGCGGGGACGGCACUAUCAGUAUCAACGACGGGGCAAGUACGCCGCUCCAGCCACGGAACGGCAGCCACGGCGCAUAAGAGACUCAUAAGUAGGAUCAGGCCAGGUCUGCUGUUGGGCCCCGCUGUAACGCUGAUGUAGUGGUCUUCUGCAACCGGCAUUGAACGAGGAGUAGUGCGUAGGAGUGCUGGCAGCAGCAGCGGGUGGACGGGUGAUGAGGCGCGCGGUCAUGGGGAAGUUUUGUACCCCAGAAUGCGGGCUUAGGUGCCGUCCGGAAAGCUGCUGUAACACAGUUUCGGC